This is a messenger RNA of Triplophysa rosa, 2373 nucleotides long. Its product is annotated as gastrula zinc finger protein XlCGF7.1-like. Lineage: Eukaryota; Metazoa; Chordata; Actinopteri; Cypriniformes; Nemacheilidae. Gene Ontology annotation, molecular function: DNA-binding transcription activator activity, RNA polymerase II-specific; RNA polymerase II cis-regulatory region sequence-specific DNA binding. Gene Ontology annotation, biological process: regulation of transcription by RNA polymerase II. The record is from RefSeq and is a predicted model, not a curated record. The transcript is spliced from 2 exons. The coding region runs from base 516 to 1367 and encodes 283 amino acids. Gene Ontology annotation, cellular component: nucleus.
UUUGUUUUUUCCCACCACAUAAAAGUAUUGAUGAAAUACUUCUUUUAUUAAGGAAGAAAGAUUAGAUUUAGUUACGUGUUAAUGCAUUGCAUUAUUUCAUAACAACUUUACAUAAAAACACGAAUGUCUUGGAAAUAACGGCGAAAAUCAACGUGACACAUAUUAUUGUAGAAAUAAGUGAUGGAGAAGUGCACAGAAGGAAGAGAAUGAAGUUCCUGAGUGUCAGAGAGGAUGGCGUUGAGGAUUGUUAAGAUCAGAUGGACAAAAGAGGAAAAUCGAGAAAUGAAUGACGUGGAGACGUGGAUCAGUAUCAAAAAUCUGAUCAUUGGAAGAAACAUUUCGUGAAGGAAAACUGAGGAAAAAUCGUAUAGUUCCCGACAACAACCCAAGCAAACAAACAAAUUGUUACAAAACAAACACCAAGAACUUGAUCACAUUUCUUUAAAAUAUGUGUUGCAUGCCAUCUUCCUGAAAAGAGUUUCGACUACAAAGGUAGCCCUUAUAUCCACAAGAGAAUGGAGACCGAAGAGAAGACUUUCACUUGCCCUCAGUGUGGAAAGUGUUUUGUCAGUAAAGAAAUCUUAAAUGUUCACAUAAAAAGUCACGCUGAAGAGAAACCUUUCACAUGCCAGGAGUGCGGGAGUAGUUUUAGAUUUAAAGAACACCUUGAGAUUCACCAAAGAUUUCACGACGAAGAGAAGCCUUUCAAAUGUCUUCAUUGCGCCAAGCGUUUCACAUACAAAGAGAAUCUUGAGAAUCAUGUAAGAGUUCACACUGGAGAGAAACCUUUCACUUGCCCUCAGUGUGAGAAGAGUUUCGCAUUUAAAGGAAACCUUAAGAUUCACCUGAGACUUCACACCGGAGAGAAGCCCUUCACGUGCCCUCAGUGUGGAAAGAAAUUCAAAUAUCCGAGAGACCUAAAAAGUCACUUGAAAAUUCAUUCUGGAGAGUAUGUGUUUGCAUGUUGUGUUUGCGAGAAAGGCUUUGCAGAAAAGAGAACUUUAAGAUACCAUCAGCGCAUGCACUCUAAAGAAAAACAACCUAUUUGGGGUGAAGACGCCACAGUCUGUUCGUGUUCUUUGUGUGGAGAGCGUUUAGUUAAGAAGAACCUAGAAGCACAUAGCAGCUUUGAGUGUGCAGAGGUCUUUUCUGAGGCCGAUGACUGGACACAGAACGGCACUGAAGAUAAAUCUGACAGGGGCUCGGAUCGUGAGAAUAAUGUCCCUGCUUCAGAAAUCCUGAAAGCGCAAGAGUGUGCGCAAACCGUAGAAAAGAUGUACCCCUGCCCGUCAUGCGGGAUGAAUUUCAGCACAUGUAUUUAUUUGCUGGCUCACGUGAAAAGGCGUUGUCCGGAGUUGUCACAGUGAAGAAAGUUGAUCUUCAGGGGCCCAAGUAUCGCUGUUUAAAUCAUUGUGUGUGUCGUUGAAUGUUGUACAUUAAUGUCUUUAUGUUUAAAACAAAGACCACUAAUGUAUAAUGUGCUGGUUGUAUAUUUUAAAAUACAAAAUAUCGUGUUCGUUUACCUUUUUACAAAGUACAUACUGUGUUUUCUUUUACCUAAAUCUGUUGAAAGGAUUUUUAACUGUAGUCAGGGCUCAAUAUAAAAAAACGAUUUACCCAGAAAUGAUAUAAAUCAAUUUUUUUCAAUAAAAAUGAUUAGAAUUUGGAUAUUAGGAUAUUGACGCCGUUUACAAUAAAGUGACAUGUUAUCAUUCGAUGCAAAAAGUGUCACCAACUCAUGCAAACAGAAAUGGUGCCAACAGAGCAUGAUUUGAGUUUAUAUUUGUAAUGUUUUGAUUGAUUUGUUGUGUUGGACACAUUAUAGUUAAACAUUGUUAGUUUCUAAAUUUUUUUAUUCGGGUGAGAUUGUGAUCAAUAUGGUCUGUAAAAAUCCAGUUUAGUUUUUGCUUGGUUAAUGAAACUGCAAUAUUAUGGUAUUAUGUUUCAGGAAUCCAUUUUCAGUCUACCAAUUUUCAAAUCAAUUUUAAAUCAUGAAAAAUGCACACUGCACUUUCUGGCAUCAGGACAAAAGAAGAAAUAUCUCUUCUUUAUUUGCUGUUUAUAAUUUUAUAAAAACAGCAUAUACAGACUACUGGAACAAUAAAUAUUCAGACUUUCAUGGAAAAUGUACCGAACACAGCUUGUGCCGAUGUAAUUCUUGUAACCCAAAUUCAUUUUGUAUAUUCCAAGCACUUUUCAAACCAACACGUGUGACUUUUAAACAUAAAACACUUUUAUGAUUCAAUGUAAAUAUGAGAAUCUUGACAGGUUUUCUGCCAGACGGACACUUUAAACAACUUCCCUUUCCUCCUUUCAAGGGAGGAAUCAAGCGGUGGUUACAUGCUUUGUUUAGUAAAUAAAUACGACUGAGCU